This is a messenger RNA of Danaus chrysippus (African queen), 738 nucleotides long. Lineage: Eukaryota; Metazoa; Arthropoda; Insecta; Lepidoptera; Nymphalidae. The record is from the annotation of a GenBank genome assembly.
AUGGCAGAAUUACUCUUAGAUCCAAAUAUUCGUGUCUGGGUUUUUUUACCCAUAGUCAUCAUCACUUUCCUGGUUGGAAUCGUGAGGCAUUAUGUAUCCAUAAUCCUUUCAUCACAAAAAAAGAUUGACUCAUUCCAAGUACAGGACAGUCAAGUGAUGAUAAGAGCUAGGCUUCUUCGAGAGAACGGUAAAUAUCUGCCCAGACAGUCCUUUAACAUGCGUCGACACUGGUUCAAUAAUGAGGACACAGGAUAUUUCAAAGUGCAGAAACGGGCAUCGACUUCACAGAAUCCCAUGACUGAUCCAGGUAUGAUGACUGAUAUGUUAAAAGGCAAUGUCACUAAUGUAUUGCCAAUGAUAGUCAUUGGUGGUUGGAUUAAUUGGAUGUUCAGCGGUUUUUUGACAACCAAAGUACCAUUUCCCCUGACUCUUCGCUUCAAGCCCAUGUUACAACGUGGUGUUGAGUUGGCAUACCUGGAUGCAUCCUGGGUUUCCUCAGCAUCUUGGUACUUCCUCAAUGUGUUUGGUUUACGGACUAUUUAUGCACUUGUAUUAGGAGAAAACAAUGCUGCCGACCAGUCUAAAGUGAUGCAGGACCAGAUGUCGGGAGCUGCUAUGGCAAUGCCUCAGGACCCUAAAGCUGCCUUCAAGGCUGAAUGGGAAGCCUUAGAGAUCACAGAACAUCGUUGGGUGUUGGCUAAUGUUGAAAAUGAUCUACUGAAUCCCGAGGGAGAGUAA